Molecule: messenger RNA, 4342 nt
Organism: Gambusia affinis (western mosquitofish)
Lineage: Eukaryota; Metazoa; Chordata; Actinopteri; Cyprinodontiformes; Poeciliidae
Gene: emid1
Product: EMI domain containing 1
Exons: 15
Coding region: 505-1866 (453 amino acids)
Molecular function (GO): protein binding
Source: RefSeq, a predicted model, not a curated record
CCCUGAGAGGCAGCAGUACCCAUAAUUCAUUCUGUGCGUUAAGGUGGCGUUGCCGUGAGCGCGCAUUGUCCUCCGUGCGGGGCUGGGUGAGAAAGACCCAGCAGGCUGAGCUUUUAAAACACCGCAGGAGACUAUAAAGCUGCUCCAUGCCCGCUGCAGGAUCGGACCUCAGACAGGCGGAGGAGAAGGGAGGACAACAGUGUUCAAGGUUCAGCCGCGGAAAUCUGAGCUCUGCUCAAGACGCAAACGCCGCCAGAGUUCGACCCAGUCGUCUUGUCUCAGGGGAGUUGAAUCCGACUGCUUUACGGAUGAAUUAGUGUGAGACAGUUUUCUACUAAUUUCCACUCAGUGAUUAUGCUGCCUGUCUUCCGUUGCCGCCCUGCUUCAGUUUGACACAUCUGAGCUGGACCUGCCGGCCGGACUGAUCCCUAACUGGACCAAGAGUUGGACUCGUUAUCGAAAACUGUCCCGGUCCGUAGUUUAAAUCCCCACAAAAAAAAAAAAAUGGGAUCUCACCAGCUAGACGCGCUGUUCAGGAAAAGUUUGCUGUGCACGGUGCUGAUCCUCUGGAUGUCCAUGUUUGCUAACGGGACCUGGAAGACUGGACUUUACAAAGGAUAUUCAACCGGGUCGCAGAAAGCAGCCACUCACACCUCAGUCUACCAGAAAAAGAACUGGUGUCCUCAUACAGUAACCAAGACAGUGACCUGCCAGGUGCAGAACGGGACGAUCCUCCAGCGGGUCUACCAGACCUGCCGCUGGCCGCAGGGAUGCUCAGGAGGCAGCUAUAAGACAGUAGUGAGACCAUCUUACAAAGUGGUGUACCGCACUGUGACCUCACUCGAGUGGAAAUGCUGUCCAGGAUUCAGCGGCACUGCUUGUGGAGAAGAUCCAGGGAACCUGGCUGUAGCUCAAGAGGCAGUCAGGAGAGCCUCCGCACUACGCCGUCCCCCAGCACGAACAGGGGACGCACUCGCAAGUUGUCUGAACUGCAGUCGAAUCACAGCUUUGAGUGAAAAGCUCAACUCAUUGGAGGCAAAGGUGCAGCUGCUCACAGCGCCGGGCAGCACGUCACAUCGCCACCUACAAAGUAAAGGAGAAACGUCUCCAGAGACCUCGCUGCUGAUGGGGGCCGUGUCGGCUCAGGGAGCUCCUGGUGAGCAGGGCCCUGCAGGUCCUCAGGGUGAAAAGGGCAGAGAUGGACUUCCUGGCAGAGACGGAAAGCCUGGAUCUCAAGGGCUGCCAGGUCCCAGUGGGCCUCCGGGAGAUGUGGGGGCGAAGGGCCCGUCUGGAGCUCCUGGAUCGAAGGGACUUCCAGGACCAGCAGGACCCCGCGGCCCACCUGGACACCCGGGAGAGAGAGGUCUACCAGGGCUGCCCGGGCCACCUGGGCCUCCAGGCCCACCAUCACCAGAAGGUGCCCGCAUCCCAGAACCCGACCACAAUAGCGGAAAAGAUCCAUUCUUCACCAACACUUUCCACGACUCCAGAGGUUUGCCUGUUCCCGGACCUCAGGGUCCUCCCGGGCCUGUUGGUCCCCCAGGAUCCAGAGGCCCAGUAGGACCUCCUGGCCCAUCAGGACAGAACGGGACACCUGGAACACCUGGGGCACCAGGGCCAGUGGGACCAAAAGGAGAUCGUGGGGAAAGAGGUCCUCUUGGUUAUCCAGGAGAAAGAGGCUUCAGAGGUGACCCAGGAGCACCAGGUCCCAAAGGAGAGCCAGGGGAGAAAGGCUUGCCGAACAAUCCAAAUGUAAGAUACUUUUAUUUAGCCAUCACAUCUUUGAACUGCAGUGAAUCUUUUCCAAAGAAUAACCAUGACCCAACAUCCGAGGUUAUGGUUAUGAUCUUUUUCCAAUCAUUGUGACUCUCCACGAAUUGGUUUGUUCAGUUGCACCUCUUUCUAUCAAUCCCAUACAUUCCUACCUAUCAAUAGAUCAGUUAAUAUCUGUUCCGUAUUGUUUUUUUAAACUAGAAUGUUGCCAUCUAUGUGUUUGAUCUGUCUGAUUUGUUUGUGUAAGUGUGUUUUUGUUGGUCCUUGGGGUGUGCUCUGGACUGCUGUCCCCUCUCCUCUUGACCCUAAAGCUGUCUGACUCCCACUGCGAGCUACUGUCCCCAUGACUAUCAUUCACAGUCACCUUUUCAGCUUCUUACUUUGGCAUAUGCAUAUAAACACCUAUACCAGCACAUGAACAGCAACUCUUAACUGGUGCAAAAAUUUUCAUUUUGCUUUGUUCCAAAUGUGCAAUAUUAACUCUCACCAAUUUGCUUGGUUUUCUAUACAGGAAUCUCAAUGAAAUAGAUGAGAUGUAUAUGCCAAAUGUCUCCAUUGUGUGUCAGUAGUUGGGUUUUAAGGUGUUGUGCUCCGAUAUGGGUGGAGUGGAUACAGCUAUCCCUUUUCUUCCACUGUAUUACCUUGCAUGAAAAGCACAAUGCUGCAUAAACUCUUUCUUCUAGCUUUUACAAUAAACUAGUUAAUAUAUUUAGUAUGUAAACUAAUACUGUGCAAUUAAAAAGGAAAAUGGCAAAGUUGCUAUUUUAUUUGGAGAACUUGGUGUUGAUAACAAAAAAUUAGCAGAAAAUGGUCACUCUCUAAUUUGCUAGUAUCAGUGAUGUUAGCUUUAAAACAAUUAUUUUUAAGCUAUGUUUUUUUGGCUUGUUUAAUUGGAUUUAGUUGUUCCUUGGAGCCCAACUUUAACAGAUUAGAUGUAGGUUUACAGAUAAUACAGUUAUUUCAAUUUGAUUGUUUCUUUUUCUUUUUUUUUUAAGAAAAGGAAGUAGUAGUGAAAAGGAAGGAAGUAGUGCCCCUGUGAACAGUGUUUCCUUUAGGUAUUACCACAGAUUGGCAUAUACUUGAACUGAGAAGCAAGGAGCUCAUUAAUCAGAGAAGCAGUCAAGAGAGUCAUAAUAACUAGACGAGCUAGAUUCACAGUUUAGGUGGGUAUUGUCUUCAAUCUGACAGGGAGGCUGGUCAGAGGCAGUGGGGAAAAUGAAUAAGUCCUCAUACAGGUCAGUUCUACAAGAAUACUUGCAAAAAUCAGCAAAAAGCUUGAGAGAGGGGAAUGGAAGGUGAGACACAUUCCAACAACUACCCUAAACAUACUGCCAGUGCUACUUGGGAAUAUUUUAGAUCAAAACAUAGUCAAGUGUUAGACAUUCCAGAUCUACAUAUCUAAUAGAGAAUUUGUGGCAAUACUUAAAGUAGGUAUUUAUAGACAGUUACCAUCUAAUUUUGAGCUACUUUGCAAAGAAGAAAGAGUAGUCCCAAGAUGUGCAGUGACAUAUCCUGAAAGGAUUGCAGCUGUCAUGCAGUAAAAGAUGGUUCUGCAAAGUAUUCACUCAUGACUUUUACAAUAGUCUAGACAGAGUCCAGGUCCUUGAAAGGAAAACACUAUGAGAUUAGGAGCCGUUUAAAAGUUUUACACAGGAUGCUUAGCUUUUUAUGCCAUUAAUAACAUAAGAAACAAAUGUAGUAUUUUUUAGAUCGACAUUUCUUUGGCAGUAUUAAAAGAAUAGAAUAAAAGAUGUCCUCUAUCUAUCUAGUGCCUGCAGGAGAUGUCAGAAAUUUACAAAAGUCACUCAAUCUCUUCCCCUGGGAUCUGGAAAUGUUGACGUAUGUCUGCACACAGUCUACAUUGUGCAGACAUUUCAAUUACUGUUCAAGAACUUGACUAACAUACCCUUCCAGAUCAAUAUUCUAAAGCAGCUUUACCGUUUUCCAUUGCACACAAGUCUUGGUAUGUCUUUCACUAGCAUGUUUUUCUAAGGGAACCAUUCACAACCUUCAGCCAUGUUUCCUUGCAUGUCUCUUUGAGGAUCAUGAUGCAUAAAGCUGUCUCUGUCUGUCUUACAUCUCUUGUUUCAGUACUUUUGUUACUUUUGAAGGUAAAGAUCCCCUGAGGUCGCUGCCUUAUCCCUUAACAAAAGACAAAACAGAUGUAAAAGUAAACCUCCUCUGACGGACCACUGUCAGACGACUGACAGUGGGUAACUUCUGUGUCUCUGCUGCAUUGAGACUGAAUACUGUGGAGCUAAAAAUAAGCAAAAUGAAUGCAGAUGGCAUGGUCAUCUCUUCCCUGACAGUGUGACUCAGCUGUGUUAUGCUGCCACGUGAUACUGGUCUGUCAUGUGCAUGCUGAUGUUUGCCUGCCCAGCAUGGCAGAGAAUUAUAAUACUUAGCAGCAUGUUUAUAAAGGAAACAUAGAGAGAAAUAUAAUGAAUGGAUAGUCAUGCUGGGCAGAUAUGUGGACUGUUUUAACCUUCUAACAGCUAAACUGUAUUGGAAACCUGACUUGCAUCUUGGCGAGCAGUCCUCUAGCUCCUGCUUUUUACCUUGACGGCUG